This is a messenger RNA of Soboliphyme baturini, 1011 nucleotides long. NCBI's taxonomy places the organism in Eukaryota, Metazoa, Nematoda, Enoplea, Dioctophymatida, Soboliphymatidae. The record is from the annotation of a GenBank genome assembly.
ACCUGUCCAGACGGUCAGCCUGCGGCCAGUCAGUGCGAGCUCGACAGCCACUGUUUCAGCUUCGGCAAAUAUAUUUGUCACUGCGGACUUUGCUGCCCAGUUCAGCAUCUGUGUUCUGACGGUACAUGGGCAGAGAAGCGGUGCUGCAAUCAAAGCCAGUGUCAUCUCGCGUUGAAUAGCAGUUAUGAAUGCGAACGUGGUCUCUGUUGCCUUCCAUCCAGCACGGCGCUCUGUGCUAAAGGAAACUGCUUAGGCAAAUCGAGGUCUAACUACAUGAAGCUGACAAAAGAUGACGAAAAUCUCUUCGAGAUAUGCAAGAUGCCAGAUCCGCCAUGCACCAUAUCGAAACACUGUUUAUCAUACGGAAGCAGCUUUAUGUGCGUUGAAGGACAAUGCUGUAGCCUGUCUCCCGAGGUUGAUAGCGACGACCUUUCUGAAAGCACAACGGAAGAAUCGACGUUUUCUUGCCCACUGCCGAGAAACAAAUGCAAAAGGAGGGUCGAAUGCAAACGGUACGGAGAGCAGUACACUUGUGAUCAUGGUUGGUGUUGUCCAGUGAAAGAGAACGGUGAUUCUGCAUGCAGUGGCCCGACUGGAUACUGCUCACAGAACAGCGACUGUGAAACCAAUGGUGGUGGUUUUGUAUGCCGUGACGGAAAGUGCUGCGAGUAUCAGCAACAGACCGUUAAAACUUCACCGUGUAAAUAUCCCCGAAACGCCUGCGAAUCAUCUGCUGACUGUGCUGUCCUUGGGAAAACAUAUGCCUGUCGCAAAGGCUUCUGCUGUGACACGAACCAGGGGAUCGCUUCACAGUACGAAUGCUUAGAUCCUUUGGACUGUACUCGGGAAUUUGGCGAUGGCUACGACUGCGUCAACGGCUUCUGUGAGGAGACCUCCACCGUUCAGUCCAGGAGUGACGAUCGAUGCAUAUUUUCAUGGGAAUGCGAGGAAAUGUUCGGCGAUGAGUAUAAAUGCAUAAACAACAACUGUCUAAGGAAUAAAUCUGUUUAA